Microcebus murinus (gray mouse lemur) is the source of this 2048-nucleotide messenger RNA. The record is from RefSeq and is a predicted model, not a curated record. NCBI's taxonomy places the organism in Eukaryota, Metazoa, Chordata, Mammalia, Primates, Cheirogaleidae.
ACCGGGAGCCUGUUGCUUGGCAACCGAUUGCUUGCCUUCCUCCAGCUAGGCUGACACCGCGUUACACCUGUGAAGCUGAGAAGACUUGCUAGGGCCGCCUUACGCGUACACCUGUCACUCCCACUUCACGCGCGAACAACACGAGAUUGUCCCAGUUGCCUGUCCAAGUCUGUGUUGAGACUGGCUGUGGACUGGCACUGCAGUGACACCCCGCAGACGAGAAAGUGCCCAAGUUUUCCAUCUGGAAGUUCCCCGUUGGAGGAGUCAGAGUAGAAAAGAAAGUCACUGUUGUGUUCCAAAUUUAGAAGCCACGUGUCUUAGGGAUGUUCUGAGCUCCUAGAAAGCAAGUAACUUACAUCAGUUUACUAAGUGUGGGAGAGUGACCCAUAACCUCAGACCCUGCCUCAGAGUAAACCUAAGGAGUUUGGAGACAAGUCGUAGACCCUCUGCUGCCUUAACUGCCUUAACAUGCACUGCAGAGCUUACCUCUUGCUGGAAAGAGACUUCCAAGAGUUUAAGAUGAACGAUUUUGAGGGUAUUAUUGUUGUGCCUGUAAGUGAAGAUUUGAUGAAAUGGGAAGCUGAAAUUAGAGGUCUACAAAAUACAAUUUCGCAUGAACUUGUCUUCCAACUGACAAUGGAUUUUACAACAGAGUACAGCUAUGUCCCUCCAGUUGUGAAAUUUAAACCAAUUCCUUUUCAUCCGAAUGUAAACCCACAGACUGGUCGGCCCUGUAUCGAUUUUUUGGACAACCCCAGCAAAUGGAAUGAAAGGUAUACAUUGAGCAGCAUCUUACUUGCCCUACAGGUUAUGCUUUCCAAUCCAGUGCCAGAAAAUCCAGUGAAUUUCGAAGCAGCCCAAAUACUAAUGAAGGAUAAAUCUCUGUACAGAACAAUAACUCUAAAACUUUUCAAAGAGCCAUCCCAAUCGAAAGAUGACAGCCAAAAUUUACCAGAAGAACCACAAAAAGGUACUGGACCAGUUAAAACAAUCUCAUUUAACGAUUACUACAAGACAUGGUCUGAAAUAGCUACGUCAAAAGCCACAGAAUUCGACAGAACUCCAUUGCUCGAAGAUCCAAAUUUCAUUGGACAAUAUUAUAAAUGGAGGAAAAUGGAUCUACAAUAUCCUAAAGAGUGGAAGUUGAGGUUUGGUGCUCUCAAAUCUCGGUUUGCUAGGAAAGACGGAAUGCCUCACAGAGCCAGUCAUUCAACAGAGAGAGGUCAUCUCUGCCCGACUCCAGGACUGAGGGCCCUGGCUUCUGGCUGGGUGUAUUUUGGAGGCUACCAUCAGCUUCUAGAGGCUGCCCUCUGUUCCCUGCCAUGUGGGCUUCCCCAACAUGGCUUCUUCAUCCAACCAGCAGCGGAAGUCUUUACUGCAAGUCUGAUGGCAAGAUGGAGUCUUAUCCAGUCUCCUUUGGUAGAGAGUGAGCUCCUUGAGGGGAGGGGCUGCUCACCUCCCAAUCUCCCAUAGCCCGGGGCGUGGCAGACAGUAGCUGGUCAACGCUCAUGAACAAACGAGUGAAUGGAUGGUACGAUGAAGGAGAAUUGUCAUGCUCUUAGCAGCCCUGUGAUUUUGGAAAAAGGGGGGGAAACUUAUGAUGAGUGGGAAAACAAAAUGUAAGCCAUAAGAAGAAUGUCUAGAGGAAUGUCUGCCUAGAAGAGGAAUGACUAGCUCUCCAGUGCUGAGCCUUGUCCUCUUUGAAGAUGAAAUAGACUAUUCUUUGUUUUUGCUCUGAAAGAGGCCAUACCUAAGAGGUGGUGAUAAAUUGGAUGACUGUUCAGAAAUACUCACUCCUGUUCCAUCUCUACGGGCAAAAUAUAUUUCCUUGCUCCCUGACUUUGAGCUUUACCCUGUGACUUGUUUUGAUCAAUGGAAUACUAGUGGGUUUGAUGUGCCCGGGUUUGGAAAGGGUUGGUGUGAUUUGGCUUGUUCUUUUUCCCUUCUGCUAUCAUCACAAGAGCAUGCCUGGACUAGCCCUUUGAUCACAGAGAGAGAUGCGAGACAUAGAGUUGAGCUUCCACAGCCAAGUUUCCCAGCCAUUCCCU